Messenger RNA from Tripterygium wilfordii, 3333 nucleotides. RefSeq lists its product as uncharacterized. The coding region runs from base 393 to 3164 and encodes 923 amino acids. The record is from RefSeq and is a predicted model, not a curated record. NCBI's taxonomy places the organism in Eukaryota, Viridiplantae, Streptophyta, Magnoliopsida, Celastrales, Celastraceae. The transcript is spliced from 10 exons.
UGAGAAGAUAUUUACAAAAAGCAGAGGAGGAAGGAAAUCCAAGCAAACCCAUCAGAGAGUCUUUACUGUAUUUGCUAUUGUUAACCAGAAGAGUUGACAAACACAGAGAUUCUGGUAGAGAGGUCGUUAUUUAGUAAGGAACCCCACAAGCUCCCUUUCUUUGAAUCUCUCAUGGUCCAAUUGAGGCCAUGAAAAGAGUUUGGUUCUUUUGAGAGUAGCUCACUCUUGCCUUUUCUCUGCCUUGGUCCAUAUGGGACAGUACAGGAAGUACAAGACCAAUCAUUCAAAUUGUUCUUGAAACCCAUCUCCAUAUCUUAGUUUUGGAUUGUUUUUGUCAAGUAUAAAAGUAUUUCCUGUUACUUUCUUUUCUCCUCUCAGUUUCUUAGGCAAAUAUGCCUAUGUACUGUUUGAUAUUAUUCUUCACAUGGAUCCUUGUGUCACUGAGCUGGGUUUUGAGUGUUGAUUCUUGUUCAUGGUGCCUGGAUGACUAUCUUCGACAAAGUAAUCGAGAAUUUGAGCAGAAAACUGAUCGAUUCUGGGAGUUCCAUGAGGAAUCUAAUACAUGGGUUGAGGUGAAACUGCCCUAUGAUCUGAUCUCUUGUGUUGAUGAUAACUGUUCAAAAGUGGGAAUGAUUGAUCAAUCAAGAAAAAAUAUGGAACAAGUCGUUGAGCCUCAGCAGAAAGAGAAUUUGGAGGAAGAAAGCUCUGAUGUUGUUUUGCCUGUGAGAAAGAGAAUUUCUUUGACAAAAAUGUCUGAGACAUCUGUUUGGAUCACUGGAGAAAGUGGGUGCAUCUAUGAGAGGUUUUGGAAUGGACUUCAGUGGGUGAUUGCACCUCAUGAUCUGCCAUUAUCAGCAGGCCAAGCUAUUUCAGUUUUUAUUGUCAAUCAGACUAUUCUUGCACUAUCUGAAGCAGGAGUUCUAUACCAGAUGGAACUCAAUGAGAACUCACAACCAGUUUGGGGGGAGUUAAUACCUGUACUUGAUCAACGAACAAUAAAAGAAGCAGAACAAAGUUCCAUAAAACAAAUCAAGUCUGGUGUUGUUUCACUUGAUCGGAGGAGAGUUUUUUUCUGCACAAAAAAUGGGUCAUUAUUGGAACUUAAUGAGAUUGAGCCUCCAAGAUGGAUUGAUCACGGUCGGCCACCUGGUGCAAAUGUUGCAGCCAUAGCCGAUGCCGAGACUAUCAGGGCAGAAGUCCUGUACAUUAUAAGUUCUGCGGGCGAUCUUUAUGAAUAUGACAGCAAUUCAAAGCCAUCAUGGAAAAAGCACAUAGGGAGAGAAGGAUUGGCAUAUGAUGCUUCUCUUAUACCAACAACGGGGAGUACAUUACGUGGCUUGAGUGGCGAUCAUUCCACAUCUUUGUUUCUGUUGUCUAAGGGUGGUAAUUUGGUAGAGAGACGACUACAUGGAAGGAAGUGGAAAUGGAUAUUCCAUGGAUGUCCGAAAGGUCAUCACCUGUCGUCUAUCACAUCAGUAUCUCAGGAUGAAUUGAACGGAAUAAUUUUCUCACUGCUUUUGACUACAUCAGUCGGAUCUGUCUUUGAAUACCGGAACAUUCAGACAGGUACUGCUAAAGAAACUCAAAAUUCUGAGGCAUGGAUCAACCAUAAGCAUCCACCAUAUGCAAAAGCUGCGAGGGCUAUCUCUGGGCUACAAUAUCAGGUCGGAAGGACUCUUUUCGCUCUGGAUGAUGGUAGAAUUGCUGAACUACAUCUCUCAGGACUAGGUGGUGAAAAUUCGGGGCCAAAUCAUCAAGUUAACAUCCGAAAAAGAACAUCAACUAAGUACUUGUGGUCCAUAUUAGGUGCCCCGGAGACAGAAGGGUGGAAUGCAGAAUACUGCACAGAAGAACAGGGGCCAACAAACUGCAUUGCGGGCAUAAAAGAUGAGCCAAAUGAUUCAGGAAUUACAAAAUCGACGACAAGAAGGCGCAAGGGAAGCCAAUCACAACAAAAUUACUUAUUCCCCGGUUCGUCGGGCAGUGGACUGGUGAACUCCCAGGAAGAGUAUAAGCACCCUGAGAAUUGGAUUAAUACUAACUUCCGGCUAAGGGUGAUGCACGGAGGCAGAUCGUUGUUCCUGGUAACAGAUAGUGGUUUGAUUUUCGAACAUGUUUACACAGAGAAUGUAUGGCUGUGGCUGAGGCAUGACAGUCCAAUAGCUAUAAAAGGUGCCCUCGGAAACUACAAUGGAAGUUUGUUUUUGGUUGACAUUUACGGAAGUUUGCUGAUCAGAGAAAGAAGCGGUAGUGAACUAACAUGGAUAAACUGCACAGCUAUGAGAAAAGGAAGGCAAGUUAUCGGAGGCCCUCCAUGGGAUGCAAUUCCGGGGAAAGAUAUGAAGGUUACAUCAGAAGAUGCAAUCUUCUUUACGAGCAAAAAUGGAAGAUUGCUACAGUUCACAGUUGCUCUGAGGAAGUUUAAAUGGAAAGACUGCAAACACCCCCCAGGCACAAAAGUUUCAAGCAUUAUAGAUCAAGAACUAUUCAGGGAAAAUAUAGUGUUUGUCAUUGGGAGGAACGGCAGGCUAUAUCAGUAUAACAGAGUGAUAGAACUGUGGCAUGAACACUACCAGUCCCAACAUUUAGUCCUAUCAAGAGUACCUGGAACUGCUAUGAGGUCGUCAUUGCUAUCACUAACCGGCUCCUUAUUCAUGCUUUCAGAAGAUGGGGGACUUGUUGAAUAUCACUGGAAUUCAUUAGAUGGGUGGAGUUGGGUGGAACAUGGCACCCCACAUAGAGAAGUUACCUUGGUUGGGUCACCUAGCCCUUGCUUUGAAGGUAAUUCACUCUUCUUGAUUGGUUCAGACGGAAAAGUAUACCUGAGAUAUAUGGAGCAGAUGAUAUGGAGAUGGAAGAAUUGUGGUUUUCCAAGUUGGGGACAAGUGAAUGUUGAAGAUCAAAGACGAGCAGAGGCAGCAGAUGUGAGGGAAGCCGUUUGUACUGAUGAACAGAAGCCUAAUGAUAUCAACAAACACUGUAACACAAAGGUGUCCUCGACAAGACCAAUUCCUUACUCUGAAGAUUCAGUUAUCUUUGAGCUGCGCGAUGGCAGAUUGGCAGAAAUUCAACGAGGAGAGGAUUCACAGUGGACGUGGUCUCGUAUCAUCAGCACGCCAACCAGUUUAUGCCUAGAAAAUUAUUGGACAGCCGUGGCAUCUUGAAGUGGAAAGACAUACUUUGCUUACAAAUCAUAAGUAAGAAAGCACAGUAUUGUAAGAAGUUGACAGAUAUAGACCUUGUACAGCUCAAAAGAAGCCUGAAAUCUUGUAAAGUAUAAACGUGUACAGUGAACAAUGCUCUGUUUAUAAUGAAUGAGUUACUUUAUGCUAA